Messenger RNA from Tripterygium wilfordii, 2491 nucleotides. RefSeq names its product pentatricopeptide repeat-containing protein At5g46580, chloroplastic. Gene Ontology annotation, molecular function: protein binding. Lineage: Eukaryota; Viridiplantae; Streptophyta; Magnoliopsida; Celastrales; Celastraceae. Bases 68 to 2200 code for a protein of 710 amino acids. The transcript has a single exon. The record is from RefSeq and is a predicted model, not a curated record.
GGGCUCCUUGUAUCUCAGAUAAGGUUCCCAAAAAAUCUCAAAACUUAUUAUAUUUUUCCUCUCUGUAAUGGCUGCUAGUCUCUCAACAGCUUUAGAUGUCCAUUUUAGCAUACCACAAUCAGACACAAGAAAAACUUUUCUAUCCAGGGAAAACCAUUGUAGGAGAAGAAGAUUCUUCAUUGUCUCCAAAGCUUCCCCAAAGCUAUCUGGAAAUGAAUCGGAAUCGAAGUCUCAAAACCCAUCUUUAUCUGACCAGCUCAAGCGUCUCUCGACUACAACUCUCUCUCCUUCCUCCACCAAAGAUCAAACCCUAUCUUUGUCCAAGCCAAAAUCAACCUGGGUAAACCCCACCAAGCCCAAAAGGUCUGUACUUUCUUUGCAGAGGCAAAGGCGCUCUCCUUACUCUUACAAUCCUAAAAUUGGAGAGCUGAGGCGGUUUGCACAGAAGCUCAAUGACUGUGAUGUCAGUGCUUCUUUGGCUGUCCUUGAGGAAAUCUCACAGCAACCCACACGGCAGGAUGCACUUAUGAUACUUAACAGCUUGAAAUCCUGGGAAAAGGCCUACUUUUUCUUCAACUGGAUCAAGACCCAGAAUUUGUUUCCCAUGGAAACUAUAUUCUACAAUGUCACAAUGAAGUCUUUGAGGUUUGGGAGACAGUUUCAGCUCAUUGAGGAACUUGCAAAUGAGAUGGUAAGUAAUGAGAUUGAGCUUGAUAAUAUUACCUAUUCAACAAUUAUUACUUGUGCCAAAAGGUGUAAUCUUUCUGAUAGGGCUAUUGUGUGGUUUGAGCAAAUGUAUAAAACUGGUUUGAUGCCUGAUGAGGUUACUUACUCUGCUAUUUUAGAUGUUUAUGCGAAAUUGGGCAAGGUUGAGGAAGUACUUAGUUUGUAUGAGAGAGGGAUAGCUAGUGGGUGGAAACCUGAUGCUAUAGCAUUCUCUGUGUUGGCUAAAAUGUUCGGUGAGACUGGAGACUAUGAUGGUAUUAGGUAUGUUUUGCAAGAGAUGCAAUCACUUGGUGUGAAGCCUAAUUUGGUCGUGUACAAUUCAUUGUUAGAGGCAUUGGGCAAGGCUGGUAAGCCUGGCUUGGCUAGGAGUUUAUUUGAGGAAAUGGUCGACUCAGGCCUAGUUCCAAAUGAGAAAACUUUAACUGCACUUAUUAAGAUUUAUGGCAAGGCUGCUUGGGCAAGAGAUGCUUUGGAAUUGUGGGAGAAAAUGAGGUUAAAUGGAUGGCCAAUGGAUUUCAAACUAUAUAAUACGUUGUUAAGUAUGUGUGCAGACAUUGGUUUCGUGGAGGAAGCAGAGGGGCUUUUUGAGGAUAUGAAGGUAUCAGAGCAUUGUAAGCCGGAUGCUUGGAGCUACACAUCGAUGCUUAAUAUAUACGGCAGUGCAGGGAAUGAAGAGAAGGCACUUAAUUUGUUCAAGGAAAUGUCCGAGUUGGGUGUUGAGCUCAAUGUGAUGGGGAGCACUUGCUUGAUUCAGUGCUUGGGGAAGGCUCGGAGGAUCGAUGACUUGGUGAGAGUUUUUAAUUUCUCAGUUGAACAAGGUAUUAAGCCUGAUGAUAGGCUUUGUGGUUGCUUGCUCAGUGUUGUUUCCUUGUGUGAUAUGAACGAUGAUGUUGAAAAAGUCCUUUCUUGUUUGCAACAAGCUAAUCCGAACUUGGUUGGCCUUGUAAAGUUGAUUCAAGAAGAGAAAACUACCUUUGAGAUUCUUAAGGACGAGUUCAGGAGAAUUAUUGGCGACACAUCCACUGAAGCUAGAAGACCCUUUUGCAAUUGCUUAAUUGAUAUUUGCCGAAACAGAUGUUUCCAUGAGAGGGCACAUGAGUUGCUGUAUUUAGGAACUCUUUACGGGUUGUACCCAGGCUUGCACAACAAAACUGUGGAGGAGUGGAGUUUGGAUGUGCGUUCAUUAUCCAUUGGUGCUGCUCAUACUGCACUUGAAGAAUGGAUGGGAACAUUGGCCAAGUUCGUUCAACGUGACGAAGCAUUGCCCCAGUUGUUUUCAGCUCACACCGGUACAGGAACGCAUAAAUUCGCUCAAGGGCUGGCCAAUGCCUUCGCCUCUCAUGUGGAGAAGCUCUCAGCGCCGUUUAGGCUGAGUGACGACAGAGCUGGUUGUUUUGUGGCUACUCGAGAGGAUGUGGUGUUGUGGGUAGAAUCAAGAAUGCCUCCCACCAUUGCAACGCAAAAACCAGAAUAAUGAAACUGUAACUUCAAAUUCAGUAUCGUCCACCUUGUGUUUCAAUUGUUAAUAAUUUUGAGUAUGUUUUGCUGCUUGAAAGCCAUGGCUGGUCUUCCUGGGUUCGAAAUUCUCUCGAUGGCAGCUCUGUCCGGUCCAGUGUUACGAAAAGCAGUUCGCAAAAAUUGUGCUAGAGAACCCCCAAGUCAGCAUCAUUUUUAUGUUCUACAGUUUAUGUUCAUCCCUUGAAAUUUCAAUCGAGUGAAAGAUCCUAAUUUAUUAUUCAGGAUUUGGAUUUUAAACAAGCUACGA